AUGCGCCGCCACCUGGACCUCCUGCCCCGCCUCCUCCUCCGCCGCCACAUCCACCGCCGCACCAAGCCCACCACCCCACCCCUACCCCCACCUCCCAACCCGCCACGCCCGCCGCAGAAACCCGAGCCCGCCACCAUCCACGGCGAGACGUGGCACGACAGCUACGCGUGGAUGGGCUCGCUGGCCGACGCGGCCGCCAUGCGCCACAUGGACGUGCACAUGGAGGCCGAGGAGAAGUACGCCGAGGCCUGCCUGGCCGCCGCGGGGGCGGACCGGCUCGCGCGCAAGCUCCAGCUCGAGAUGGCCUCCCGCCUCGCCUCCGAGGCCUGCACCACGCCGGCCCGCUGGGGCCCCUGGCUCUACUACCGCCGCGCCGACGAGGGCAAGCAGUACCCCGUCCUCUGCCGCCGCUCGGCCGCGCUACACGGGGAGUUCGUCUCCUACAGCGACCCCUCCGCCGGGUUCGACUUCACCGCGGGGAAGUGCAUCGAGCAGAAACUUGUGGAUUACAACAAGGAGGCCGAGCGAUUCGGAGGAUACUCAUACGAGGAGCUGUCUGAAGUUUCUCCAGACCACCGAUACAUUGCAUACACCAUGUAUGACAAAGAUAAGGACUCCUUCACUUUAUUGGUCAGGGAUCUGGUGACUGGCACACUUUGUGAUAAACCUCGUGCCGACCGGGUCUCUAAUAUUUCAUGGGCUAUGGAUGGGAAAGCACUGGUUUAUGUUGUUACAAACGAGGACAGAAGACCAUAUCGGCUGUAUUGCAGCAUUAUUGGAUCUGGCAAGGAUGAUAUUCUCAUACUGGAAGAACCUGGUGAGAAUAUUUAUUUGAAUAUCAGACAUACCAAGGAUUUUCGGUUUAUAACGUUAAAUGUCUUUUCAGACACACACUCAAAGGUAUAUUUAAUAAAGGGUUCUGAUCCCUUGUCCAGAAUGACACUGGUAUGGGAAGGUGAAUCCCAAGUUCACUGCAUUGUGGAACAUCAUCAUGGACGCCUGUAUUUAUUUACAGAUGCCUCAAGAGAUGGUGUUCGUGUUAAUUCACAUUACCUAAUGCAGUCUGAUGUGGAAUCUCCUGGGCCAAAGAGUUGGAAGAAUGUUUUCCUUGAGGAACCAGGUAUUAUUCUUGAAGAUGUUGACUUCUGUAGUACUCAUAUGGUGCUCAUUCUGAGACAAGGCAGGAGACUCAGUCUUUGUUCAGUUAAACUGCCUCUACCUGAAAAUAUUCAUGUACCUGCCCGUUUAUCAGAUUUUCACCCAUCUGAAUUGCCUCUUCCCAGUCAUGUGUGUCAGAUUUUAUCUGGGCCAAAUUAUGACUAUUAUUCCUCAACAAUGCGUUUCACAAUAUCAUCACCCGUGAUGCCAGAUGCAGUUGUUGAUUACAACUUACUGAAUGGAAAGUGGCAAAUAGUGCAACAACAAAACAUGCUUCAUGAGAGAACAAAGGUACUGUAUGGGAAUGCUUUUGCUUCUAGUAUGGGCAAGCUAUCUUCAGAUGGAGCUGAUUUGUCAAGUCAAGAUUUGGGAGAUUGUGACUGGAAUGAGCUCUCUGAGUACUAUGCUUGCGAGUACUAUGAUGUUCCAUCGAAGGACGGAGUUUUGGUUCCACUUACCUUGGUAUAUUCACGAAAGCACAAGCAAGAGGGGAAUCCAGGAUUGCUUCAUGGGCAUGGUGCCUAUGGUGAGAUUCUGGAUAAACGUUGGCGCAGUGAGUUAAAGAGCCUACUGGAUCGUGGUUGGGUGAUUGCAUAUGCUGAUGUUAGGGGUGGUGGAGGCUAUGGCAAGGAGUGGCACCAAGAUGGUGCGCGUACCAAAAAGAUGAACUCUAUAUAUGAUUUUGUCUCUUGCGGUGAAUUUCUUCUUGAGAAAGGUAUCAUACAAGAAAAUAAGCUUGCUGGAUGGGGAUACAGUGCUGGUGGACUUCUGGUGGCUUCGGCAAUUAAUACUCGUCCAGAUUUGUUUCGUGCUGCUGUUUUAAAGGUCCCUUUUUUGGAUGUUUGCAACACUCUUCUCCAUCCUAUUCUACCUCUCACAGCCAUUGAUUAUGAAGAGUUUGGGUUUCCUGUGGACCAUGAAGAGUUCCUUGCAAUAAAGAAGUAUUCUCCUUAUGAUAAUAUCCAGAAGGAUGUUCCUUACCCAGCUGUGUUUGUGACAUCAUCAUUUAAUACAAGGUUUGGUGUAUGGGAAGCAGCUAAAUGGGUUGCAAAAGUCCGUGAACUUACUCAAUAUGAUCCAGAGAGGCCUGUAAUUCUCAACUUGACAACAGAUGUUGUUGAAGAAAGCAAGUAUCUGGAAACCAAGGAAUUAGCAACAGAAACUGCUUUUCUAAUUAAAAUGGUGAACAAUCCCUGAACAACAUGCUUUGUCUUUCGGCUUCUAAACUUGUUGCUCAAAAAGAGUGACGCGGAAUGCGUGCUAUGUCACCACUCCUCCAUGUUCAACGAGAUCUGAAGGAUUACUGGAUUAGUCCAUCAGUUGGAGCUUAUAUGAGGAAAAUCUUAUGCGCAUAUUCAUGCACUAUGAGAAGCUGCCAACUCAAGCUAUCCCUAAAUGGCCUGGUCUCCUGUUAUCACCAACAUGGUCUGCUAUGGUGCUACCAAUUGUAUGAUGUUUUAGCUGGAACAUCUCAAUUAAUAAUACUGGUCAAACAAGUUCUGUUAUUUUCCCCUUCAGUCAUGGAAUUGACAUAGUAUCUCAUGAAUUAGAGGUGGAACGUGCCGUCAUCUACUCAUUGCAAUCUCGAGUUAACUAUACCAAGAUACUCAUUUUGUAUAUGAAAGAGCGGAUACUGGUGAACUGGAUGCUAGGUAGUGCAAACUUGAUUCUUCAUGGGCUUGGAGAUAUGUACUGCAGCUGUAUAGUACAUGUGCACUGUGACAGUUAGGCCAGUCACGCAGCAGAAGCUCCAAAUCAUUCUUUCAUCCUUCCACUGAAAUUCUCACAGCUUAUGAAUGCCUGUAGCAAAUGAGGAAUGGACAAAUCAAGGAUGGUGGAACAGUUGGAUGGCCAUGUAUGUGGAAACUUUUACAAAUGAGAAGACAGAAAGAUGUCACAGGCAUGAAGCACUGCCAUUGAAGAUUGAGCUGGAAACUUUUACAAAUGAGAUGGAAAUAUAUCACAGGCAUGAAGCACAGUAUAUUAAAGAUUGAGCAGGAGAGAGAUUUCAUUGGAUGAACUAUGAGUAUCUGUCCAGUCUUAUUUUUGUAGUUUAUUUGCACUGGUUCUGUUUUGGGGCAAUCGGUAUAGCACCUUGUGAUAAGGUCACCUUCUGUUAUCAUUGUCAUUAUUGCGUUCGAAGAUUUACCAUCCUUUGCUAACAUAUGUGUUACUGUGCAUCUAAAAAGAGUGUUACUGUGUACCUGGAAGUGGCAUGUGUACCUUG
Lolium rigidum is the source of this 3385-nucleotide messenger RNA. Its product is annotated as dipeptidyl aminopeptidase BI-like. The transcript is spliced from 11 exons. Gene Ontology annotation, molecular function: serine-type endopeptidase activity. Lineage: Eukaryota; Viridiplantae; Streptophyta; Magnoliopsida; Poales; Poaceae. Gene Ontology annotation, biological process: proteolysis. The record is from RefSeq and is a predicted model, not a curated record. Bases 1 to 2355 code for a protein of 784 amino acids.